UCAAGAGGGCUGACCCCUGAUUGUGCACAGCAGAAAAUUGUCCUUUAGUCUGAUUGGCUCCUGGGGGGAUGACACUGUGGAUGAGAGUGUGGAGAUGGAAUGAGAGAGCGAGUGGAAAGUAAAAGGGAGAGAGGAAGAAGAGUGCGUAGAGAGCGAGAGAGAGAGAGGGAGAGAGAGAGGGAGAGAGAGAGAAGUAGAAACUUUUCAAAGAAUGACAGCCAGUAUAGUUGAGAGGGAGCAUGGACCCAAGGUGACUCUAUAGGGAACUGAUGCACUGCAGGCAGUUACUUCCACAACUUUUACAAGGGGAAUUUAGUGAGCUUUGAGAGAAAAGAAGAAGAGACAGAUAAGAGAAGAAGAGCAAAAACUGUCUGAAAAGGACAGAGAAAAAAUAAAUAAGGAAAAAUAGAAGCAGGAAAAGGAGAAAGUAGCCAUUUGAAGACACAAGAAAGAAACAAGAAACAAACGCCUGUCAUCAGUGGGUCAUCGUAUCACCAAAGAAAACACAAAACCCCAUUUUAUUUUAUUUGCUGUUGAGUAUCCAUCAUGGGAGAUCGACAUCACCACCAUCCUGGGGGUGGUAGGCCUGUCUACACCCUCCUACUCAGCAUAGGUCUGGCCUUGCUGGCCCUGCUGUCUAAGGCCCAGGGCCGUAUGGAUAGAGCCAAGACAGAAGAGGAGAGUGGAGCAGGGCUGCUGACGAGGGUGAAGAGAGGCUGGGUAUGGAACCAGUUCUUUGUGCUGGAGGAGUACACUGGACUGGAGCCACUGUACAUAGGAAAGCUCCACUCAGACAUGGACCUAGGGGACGGCUCCAUCAAGUACAUCCUGUCAGGCGAUGGUGCGGGCACCACCUUCACCAUUGACGACAGUACAGGCGACAUCCAUGCUAUCAAGAGGCUGGACCGUGAGGUGCAGGCCCAGUACCUUCUGCGAGCCCAGGCCUGGAACAGACAGACAGACCGACCCCUGGAGCCUGAGUCUGAGUUUAUCGUCAAAAUCCAGGAUAUCAAUGAUAAUGAACCUAAGUUCCUGGAAGGGCCCUACCAGGCCACCAUACCUGAGAUGUCAACCAUUGGCACUGAGGUGAUUCGGAUGACAGCCACAGAUGCAGAUGACCCUACAUAUGGUAACAGUGCCAGGGUGGUCUACAGCAUCCUACAGGGACAGCCAUACUUCUCUGUAGAGCCUAAGACUGGUGUGGUGCAAGUGUCUCUGGCGGGCAUGGACCGCGAGGUCAGGGAGAACUACUCUGUCAUCAUCCAGGCUAAGGACAUGGGAGGCCAGCUAGGGGGUCUGGCCGGAACCACAGUGGUUAACAUCACCCUCAGUGACGUCAAUGAUAACCCACCCAUGUUUGAUCAGAAGCUGUACCAGAUGAGUGUUCCAGAGUCGGCUCCGGUGUCAUCUGUUGUGGGUCGUAUCCGGGCGAAGGACCGUGACAUUGGCAUCAAUGCAGAGAUGAGGUACAGCAUCAUCGACGGAGACGGGAGGGACACCUUCGACAUCAACACAGACCCAACCAACCUGUUUGGCAUCAUCACCAUCAAAAAGCCUCUGAACUUUGAGACCAAGGCGAGCUACACGCUGAAGAUAGAAGGAGCCAACACACACGUUGACCACCGUUUUCCGGAUAAGGGCCCGUUCAGCCAUGUCACCAUCGUCCACGUCAGCAUAGAGGAUGUGGACGAGCCCCCAGAGUUUAGCUCGGCUGCCUACUACAUAGCGGUCCCUGAGGACACAGAGAUCAGCACAAUGUUUAUGACGGUCUCCGCUAGAGACCCUGAUGCUGCCAACACCUCCAUCAGGUAUUCCAUAGAGAGGAACACUGACCUGGGGAAAUACUUCUACAUUGACAUCACUUCCGGGGCAUUGAUGACAGUGCUUCCUUUGGACAGAGAGGAGUUCUCCUGGCAUAACAUCACCGUCCUGGCCAUGGAGAUGAAUAACCCCAGGAUGAUCGGGAGUGUGUCUGUAGCCGUGAAGAUUCUGGACGUGAAUGAUAACCCUCCGUUGCUGACACAGUACUUUGAAUCCUUUGUCUGUGAGAGUGCCAAUGCCGGACAGCUGAUUCAGACAGUGACGGCAGUAGACGCAGAUGAUCCUCUGGGAGGUCAUCACUUCUACUACAGCCUGGCCCUAGAGGCAGCUAACAACCCCAACUUCACCCUUAGAGACAACCAAGACAACACAGCAUGGAUCCUGACGCGUCGCGGGGGCUGGUCUCAGCAGGAUCAGUCAGUCUACUACCUUCCUAUCUUCAUCUCAGAUGGAGAGCAGCCGGUUCAGACCAGCACCAGCACCCUGACCAUCCGUGUGUGUAGCUGCGAUGUGGAGGGCAACGUUAUGUCCUGUAAUGCUGAGGCCUACCACCUCCCGGCUAGUCUGAGCAGAGGGGCACUCAUCGCCAUACUGGCAUGUAUCUUUGUCCUGCUCGUGAUGGUCCUGCUCAUGUUGUCCCUCCAGAGCCACCAUAAGAAGCCCUACCUGCACGAUGAGGAAGACAACGUCCACGAGAACAUUGUCCGCUACGAUGACGAGGGGGGCGGAGAAGAGGACACCGAGGCCUUCGACAUCGCUGCCAUGUGGAACCCACGCGAGGCCCACCUAGUGGGGAAGCAACGUCAGGACAUGCUGCCUGAGAUUGAGAGCCUGUCGCGUUACGUUCCCUUAGCAUCAGUAGGUGGGCCGGGUUGUGGUGGUGGAGACAGCAACGUCCAGGGGUAUGUGCUAGCCAAGCUCCUGGAGACGGAUCUGAACCCCUGCGCCCCACCUUACGACUCCCUGCAGACUUACGCCUACGAGGGGGAGGGAUCGGUGGCCGAGUCCCUGAGCUCGCUGCAGUCUGGGUGCUCCAAUACUGAUCAUGAGUACGACUAUCUCAAUGACUGGGGGCCCAGAUUUAAGAAACUGGCAGAGAUGUAUGGGGUUCUAGAGAUGAACAACCCUCCCAUGUGGUAGAGGGGAGGAAGGAACUAGAGACUCCCCCCUACAUACACACACCUUAGAGAAAGAGUGUAAACAGCGUCAUAGAGAGACAAUGACUGGAACAGUGACAAACACAGAGGCUGAAACAGAGAGAUAGACACAGGACUAGAGAGAGAGAAAUAGAGAGUUUGAAAGGUGUGCUCUUCAUAUAACUGUAGCACUUGCGAAUGCACAGCUAAGCAUCGCCUGUUCUCCACAGUUUGAGCCAUGUAGCUUCCUAGCUACCAUCACAAUCCCUCCCCAUCCACAGGAAGAGUCUUUAGAGGAGCCUGGACUGACUGACUGACAGACAGCUAGCACAACGAGACCCUCAAAGCAAAGGGCUUCAAAGCACACGUUAGUUAACUCCUGUGGCCAACCCAGGCCCUAGCCACAGGCGCCAGCAGCUCUUUGGUUCAAAGGGUCCGAUUCCCCUCAGAAGAACACAAGAUAGGGGAGCGAAGGGCAAAUGUGGAACUCAGAAUACAUUACCUGCCGAUACACAUGCAUGCAGGAGACAAACAAACUCUGAAACGCUGACUUAUUUUGGCAGUUUGUUUUGCCGAUUUUAAAAAUAAAAAUAACGUUUGUUUUCUCUUCUUUUGGUCAAGCUUUAGUUUAAAAAAAUUUAAGCCACUAUGUGACUAUUUUUUUAAGGUGAAUGAUUUGAUGAAAAGUGUUUUGUUAUUUUUGCAGCCAUUUUGAUUUGAGAACUGCUAUUUAUUCCCAGUAGCUCCAUUAUGUGGCCGUAUCUUACUAAUUAAUUAAUAUUUUAAUAUGCUGUCCUUAUAUUUAGUAUAACUUAUUUUUGAGGAAUCAAACAAACACUGGACUUGUGUUGGAUGUUAUCCCAAGGUUGUGGGAUUGGCAUAAAAUAUGUUCAAAUAUGUUCGAGCGUUAUCAUGUAACAUAAAUAUUUCAAUGGCGUCUAAUUGCA
Oncorhynchus mykiss (rainbow trout) is the source of this 3904-nucleotide messenger RNA. Its product is annotated as cadherin-20. Gene Ontology annotation, cellular component: adherens junction; catenin complex; plasma membrane. Gene Ontology annotation, biological process: multicellular organism development; homophilic cell-cell adhesion; calcium-dependent cell-cell adhesion. Gene Ontology annotation, molecular function: calcium ion binding; beta-catenin binding; cadherin binding. NCBI's taxonomy places the organism in Eukaryota, Metazoa, Chordata, Actinopteri, Salmoniformes, Salmonidae. The record is from RefSeq and is a predicted model, not a curated record.